Molecule: messenger RNA, 1985 nt
Organism: Oncorhynchus keta (chum salmon)
Lineage: Eukaryota; Metazoa; Chordata; Actinopteri; Salmoniformes; Salmonidae
Product: macrophage mannose receptor 1-like
Exons: 1
Coding region: 496-1260 (254 amino acids)
Source: RefSeq, a predicted model, not a curated record
AACACCUAAUGAUGGAAAUCAAAUGAGCCUUCCAGCCAGUAAGAGAGUGAGGGAGAGAAAGAGACAGAGUGAGUGAGAAGGGGGAGAAAGUGAAUGGUUGAGUGAAUAAGUGAUAGUGAGACAUAGAGAAAAUGGGUUUUGGAUGAAUUAUUGAGUGAAUUAUUGAGUGAGUGAGCGAGUGAGCGAGUGAGCGAGUGAGUGAGUGAGUGAGUGAGUGAGUGAGUGAGUGAGUGAGAGAGAAAGAGAGAGAGAGAGAGAAAGAGAGAGACAGAGACAGAGAAAGAGAAAGAGAGUGGCAGCAGAAGGGCCAGUGUUUACAGGUGAGUUAGGGAAGUGUUCUCAUUGGUGGGUUGGGUGUACAGGUGAGUUAAUGAAGCCUCUCUGAUUGGUUUGCUUUGUGUGAAGAGGUGAGCUAAGGAAGCGCCUGGUAGUUGGUGAUCAUAAGAGCAGCAGCAGGGUCAACUCCACUCCACACUGACUGAGUACUGGGACAUCAUGCAGAGGAAGAGCAUCUCCACUGGGCUCCUCAUCACUGCUCUGUUUGCAGUAGUCUCUGCUCUUACCAAACAGUUCUACUAUGUGGAUAAACAGCUGACCUGGCAAGAAGCUCAGCAGUACUGCAGAGAGAAAUACAUUGACCUGGCCUUCAUCACCGACCAGGAGGAAGCAGAGCUGUUGUCCAACGUCUUAACUUCUGAAUUCAACUGGAUUGGUUUGACUUGGAUCGGUCUGUACAGAGAUACCAAUGACUCAACAGAGUGGAAGUGGUCUGGAGGGUGGAACUCAACAUUCAGGUUCUGGAGUAAAGACCUGCCAAACCAUCUUGUUGUCAACCAGGACUGUGUCGGUGUGAGAAAGGGUGAGAUGGCUGACAGCUUGUGCAAACAAAUAAACCCUUUCUGGUGCUUUGAUCUGAACGUGGUCCUGGUACAGGAGAACAAGACGUGGGAAGAGGCGCUGGAUCACUGCAGGAUGCAAUACACUGACCUCACCAGCCUGCUGUCUGAGAAUGAGCAGCUCGUCGUCCAGAGAAUUAUGAAUUCAAAGGGGGCCCAGACGGACCAUGUGUGGACCGGUCUACGCUUUUUCAGUGGUUUCUGGUUGUGGGUGAAUGGAGACCCCCUGGAGUACGAGGCCUGGACCGGGGGGAGGCUGCCCCACUGCCCCGCCCAACACCUCCGCUGUGGGACCCUGGCCAGAGAGGGAGAGCUUUGGGGAAUCAGGGACUGUGAGGAGAUGAGGAACUUCCUCUGUUACUAGUGAUUUGGUCAUUCACUAUCAUUGAUAAGUAAAAUGAUUAUGACGGAAUAGGAUAGCAAGCUUUUACCGUUAAUUAAAUAACAUAUUGUUUUAAAUAAAUUGUCAAGUUUAUUUAAAAUGUCAUCUUUAUUUCCAAUUUAAAUAAUAAAGUUGAAAGUGUUUAUUAGAAUCUCUUUUAACACAUCAUAACAAUCUUCCUAAAACUAAACAUACCAAGCAGGGUUGGGGCCAAUUCAAAUUGGACUCAAUUCAGGAAGUGAUUAGAUUUUUUUAUAUUUUUUUAUACUAAAAUUGAAAAACGUUUUAAAUUAAUAUAUUUCAUUUUUCAUUGAAUUGAAAAGUCAUUGAAAAUACAUAUUGAAUACGAAUUUCAGUUUUUUUUUAAUUAACAGACUUGAAUUUGAAUUUACCCGACCCUGAUACUAGCAUACAAACGCUGUCAGUGGUGGAUAUGAAAUGCUUGAGAGAAAAGGCAUGUUGAUUACUACUCCUUCAUGGAUUUAUUGGUGAGAAACAAGGAGUGGUGUGAAAUUCAUAUUUUAACAAACUACAUAUUUAGAGGUCUCAUUUUGCCUGUGUUGUGAUGUUAUCGUCUAUAUAAUCAAAUAUUUAACUCAUGUAUCUGCUGUUCAUAAUCUGUGUGUUUUUGUAGAGUUUCCACAAUAUUAUCUUGCUUUGGAAGCUACAGUAUGUAUGUAUGUAUGUAUGUAUGUAUGUAUGUAUGU